AGAAGAGGACAGGCUAGCUUGUUAUGUAGCUACCUAGCCGAAGAGAAGGUUGCUACUUGUUUUUUCUUAACAGUUCUUUAAGACCAAUGUAACACUCGGUUAUACAUUUAACGUGUACGCAGCCAUUGUCGUUUAUUUUACUGCACCUGUUUUAUACAUAUUUUGCCGUGAGGAGAGUGGCGACAACCUGGACAUGUUAGCAGAGUAGCUACCUACGUAUACUGACAGGUGCCACUCCAUAAUGUUGUUGCGUUAUGUAGCUAUGAAAAGCUGACCUUGUAGACACAGUCAACUAAAGGGCGGUUUACUUUGCUUUGGGUCUGUCAGGGCAAUGGCGUCUACUAGGUUAUUGUGCUUGUUUAGCGCCAGAGCAGCAGGCUCUACCAAAACAUUAGCUAAAGCAGGUUGCAGCCGUGUGUGCUCCAGAAGAAGUGUCUGCAGCUCACCUUCAAGACUGCAGGGUUGCAUGUCAGCCUGGGUCAUUGAUCAGUAUGGCACUAAUGGGUUGUUGAGGCACACAGAAGAAGUCACCGUCCCCACUAUCAGUUCUGCUAGUGAGGUGAUGAUCCAAGUCCAUGCGGCUAGUCUCAACCCUCUUGAUAUAUCUAUGAGGGGUGGUUAUGGAGCUACGCUGCUUAAGUUGAGAAGGGAUCCACUGUCUGUGAUGAACACUGAUAGCGAAUUUCCUCUAAUCUUGGGUCGUGAUGUGUCUGGUGUUGUGGUGGACUGUGGAGAUGAGGUUACUCAUUUUGCUCCAGGAGAUGAGGUGUGGGCUGCUGUUCCCCCGUGGAAACAAGGCAGUCUGGCAGAAUUUGUCACACUAACAGAGUACGAGGUUUCCCAUAAGCCAAAAUUACUGAGUCACAUGGAGGCAGCAUCCAUCCCUUAUGUAGCCAACACCGCUCUGUCUGCACUUGUUAAUGCAGCUGGCCUUUGCCGAGACAGCUCUUCUAAUAAAAGAGUUUUGAUCACUGGAGGAUCUGGGGGUGUUGGAACAUUUUCUAUUCAGCUGUUGAAGGCCUGGGGUGCCCAUGUAACCGUUACCUGCUCUCAGAACGCAGAGGGCCUUGUUAGAGGCCUGGGAGCCGACGAGGUUGUGGACUACACAGCAGGAAACGUGGCUGACCAACUAGAAAUAAUGGAGAAGUUUGACGUGAUUAUUGACUGCGUGGGUGGUGAUACAGAGCUGUGGGCGAUGGGCCUGCUGAAGCCCUGGGCUGGGGCAAAGUACGUCACACUGGUAACACCUUUACUCCACAACACUGAUGCCAUGGGCCUGCUGGAUGGGACCUUUAAUGCUGUAUUCAGCCUGCAGAGCAAGGCCAUACAGAACAUAAUAUCAAAUGGAGUCUUCUACCGCUGGGGAUUUUAUACUCCAGAUGGACCUGCCCUGGACGAGGUCAGCAGGCUGGUGGAUGCGGGGAAGAUCCUGCCAGUUGUGGAGGCCCAGUUUCCAUUUGCUCAUGUGCCGCAGGCUUUUCAGAAGUUGGAGGAGGGCCACGCCAGAGGAAAGACAGUAGUCAGGGUGGCUGACGAGGAUGACAGACAGGCUGAAGAGAUGGUGCAAAACGGUCACACAGAGACUACAGAAUCUGAGCCAAAGGUGCAAGAAACAGUAAAGCAAAACUAGAGA
Molecule: messenger RNA, 1633 nt
Organism: Scomber japonicus (chub mackerel)
Lineage: Eukaryota; Metazoa; Chordata; Actinopteri; Scombriformes; Scombridae
Product: reticulon-4-interacting protein 1 homolog, mitochondrial-like
Exons: 9
Coding region: 332-1630 (432 amino acids)
Cellular component (GO): mitochondrion
Molecular function (GO): zinc ion binding; oxidoreductase activity
Source: RefSeq, a predicted model, not a curated record